Anopheles merus is the source of this 3392-nucleotide messenger RNA. Its product is annotated as protein kinase shaggy-like. The coding region runs from base 1 to 2526 and encodes 841 amino acids. Lineage: Eukaryota; Metazoa; Arthropoda; Insecta; Diptera; Culicidae. The record is from RefSeq and is a predicted model, not a curated record. Gene Ontology annotation, cellular component: axon; cytoplasm; cytosol. Gene Ontology annotation, biological process: negative regulation of canonical Wnt signaling pathway; protein phosphorylation; signal transduction. The transcript is spliced from 8 exons. Gene Ontology annotation, molecular function: protein serine/threonine kinase activity; ATP binding.
AUGGCAGCAGUAGCGGCGACCACGCAAGAAAUGACUGACAGUGUAACGAGAGCGGCUGGAACGGCCGGGUCAUCAACAGCGAUAGUACCAAUCAUUACGCUCCCGGGAGUGUUCCGACGACGCAUGGAGAACCUGAAACACAACAGUGAGUGUGAGAAUGAUGAGCAGCGUCACAACCAAACACUACCAUCGUUUGCCGACGCCAAGAUGGCCGCGUCCGAUUCGGGCGUGUUCCUCUCGAUGCAGGACAUCGAUCGGGAUCCGCCGGGCAGUGGCACAGGAAGCGUGAUAGGCAUGACACGUCUGCUGUCGUCCAACGGUGGCAGCAGCUCCGGAGCACGUACAAAGGAACCCACGCCUCGGUUGGACCGCGAUCGGUGCACGACACUACUGGCAGGCAGCAGCAGUGCUACGGCCCACGGUGGUGAGCUGCAACGAAAGGUCGUGCAAGAGGAAGAUCCCGCCAUGGACGGUCACGAUAACGAUGUAGAUAACGAUGAUGAGGAAGUUGGUAUUACGAUUCGGCUUGGCAAAAAGAAGCCAGAACUGCGACUGAUGAAGGAUCGUACCUGCCAGAGUCUGCCCGACGUCAACAGUGCACGACCGAAAGCGCUACCAAAGGUAGUGACCGCCUGUGAUAGUACUGACACGGAUGGGUUUGGCGAGGCGGACGACGACGACGACGUGGAUGACGACGAGCUCAACCAAGCAUCCGCUCCGGUGAGACCUUGUGAUACGGGUGGCACAUCCACGAUGGCCCCUAUAGUGGAGCAGCCGGUCGGUAGCAGUGGUGAGGAAGAAAAUGUGAGUUCCACCACUGCCACCACCGUUGUCGUCCCUCCUCCGAACAAUCCGCUAGUGAAGCCAGCCCCCGUACCGGGUACGGGUCCGCCAAUGGUCGACCCGAAUGUGCUACAAGUGUUUGCCAUCGAUCCCAAACUGAUCAACAAGUACGAUGGGUUGGAGCAGACGCUCUACUACAUCGACGAAAACGGCAGCCCCAAGAUCCGCGAAAAGUACGCCUUGCAACGACAGUUGGCCGAAGAAAAGCGGCAACGCAAGCAGCAGAAGAAGCUGGAACGGGCGGCCAAGUUUGGCGGUUCGCUCGACGGGGAACCGCCGGUGCAGUGUUCCUGCUUCAGUUUUAGCCGACUAUCCCGCAAGCUCAAGGAGAUGUGUAAGGACGGUUCCAAAGUGACGACGGUUGUAGCUACACCCGGACAAGGCCCAGAUAGACCACAGGAAGUAUCAUACACAGAUACUAAGAUAAUUGGCAAUGGAAGCUUCGGUGUCGUCUUCCAGGCGAAACUCUGUGAUACGGGCGAGCUAGUCGCUAUCAAGAAGGUGUUACAGGACAAACGAUUUAAGAACCGUGAACUACAGAUCAUGCGACGACUAGAACACUGUAACAUCGUUAAGCUAAAAUAUUUCUUCUACUCGAGCGGCGAAAAGAAAGACGAAGUUUAUCUGAACUUAGUGCUCGAAUAUAUCCCAGAAACGGUUUAUAAAGUCGCCCGUCACUAUGCUAAGAACAAGUUAACGAUACCUAUCAACUACAUCCGAAUUUACAUGUAUCAAUUAUUCAGAAGUCUUGCUUAUAUUCACUCGCUUGGUAUCUGUCACCGUGACAUCAAACCACAGAACCUGCUGCUUAAUCCUGAGACGGCAGUGCUAAAGCUGUGCGACUUUGGAAGCGCUAAGCAGCUGCUGGACGGUGAGCCAAACGUGUCGUACAUCUGCUCCAGAUAUUAUCGAGCACCGGAGCUGAUAUUCGGCGCUAUCAAUUACACCACUAAAAUUGACGUAUGGAGUGCAGGAUGCGUGCUUGCAGAACUGUUGCUCGGACAACCAAUCUUCCCGGGAGAUUCUGGCGUCGAUCAGCUGGUGGAAAUCAUCAAAGUCCUCGGCACACCGACACGGGAGCAGAUCAAAGAGAUGAAUCCCAAUUAUACGGAAUUCAAAUUCCCUCAGAUCAAGAGUCAUCCAUGGCAAAAGGUGUUCCGGACACGCACCCCACCGGAAGCGAUCGCACUGGUUUCCCGUCUGCUGGAGUACACGCCAGGCACGAGAAUUACUCCGAUGCAAGCAUGUGCCCAUCCGUUCUUCAACGAAUUGCGAGAAGGCAGCAAGUAUCUGCCGAACGGUCGCGAAUUUCCACCGUUGUUCAACUUCACCGAGCAAGAGCUUGCCAUUCAGCCAAGUCUGAACCUGAUUCUGAGGCCCAGAAACCAAAACGAGGCCGCUUCCAAGGCAGGACAAUCGUCAAGCGGAUCUAUGGAGGGUGGCAGCGGCAGCAGUGGCAACGGUGGUGCCGGCAGCUCAUCUGGCAGCGGUGGCGUUGGAGGUAGUGGUGGUGGUGCUAGUGCUAGUAGCGCUAGCGAUGCGAGCAACUUGGCGCAGCAAUCCUGUAGCGGUGCAGCUGGAGGAAGCGCCGGCGUUGGCGUUGGAUCGGACGAUAUGGCAGCCGCAAGUGGGGGUGAUGCAAACACCUGUCAGCCUUCUGCUGCCACCUCAUCGAUGGGUUAGCUUUAAUUGUGUACGAACGACAACAACCAGCCACAAGGAGCAAAAUGUGCUUUAAACCUAGAGGAGAAUAAUAGCAUGCUCAGAAUAAGAGUGCAAGGAAAAACUAAAAGGAAAACAAUACUUGUCCUCUAGCACUCGAACUGGGCGUUACUGUCUGACGUAGACACUAGGAAGCGACUGUGUACAAGUGUUUGCACGCAAUUUUGAGAACCACGGCCAGCAAACGGCAUAUAAAAUCAAUGAAAAGUUAAAAAAAAUUAAGUAGUAAAACCGAAAGGAAAGGGGAUCAUCGCACUUGCAAACGCAGCGAUGUUGAUCGAUAACAAGCAAAACUAGCUGUGCGUAAUGUCGGACAUAUGGGACUAGUGCAGAAAUAGCGGUUACGCAAAGUAACGAGGUAUGUGUGUAAAAGUUUAAUGUUAAAUUUAUUUUUAAUUAUUAUUUAAAGCAUCGAGAUCGUCAAGAAUGCUAUACAUUGAUGUAUCGCUGUGCAACAUGAAAAAAUCAUUUAAAAAACAUGUUAUAGAAGCAACACAAAGCGACGCGUGGCAUGUGCAGAUGUUCGUAAUGGUAUGGUCCAAACACAGAAGAUGUAGUUAAUCUGUUUUGAUCGUUUUGUUCGACUUUUUUGUUUCAUUAUUUUUUACUUCGAAGCAGUCAUCAUUUAGACGAAAGUACCGUGCAGAAACGUGUGUAGUGUGAUGCCCUAGUGUGAGUGUAAAAUCAUGUAAAGCCCUACGAGUGUGUAUCGGUUUGCUAAGGGUUAUUAGAGAAUCACUUAUGUUCUCUAAAACUAACCCACGCAAACCAUCCACACUUACCUUCUCUUACACACAAAAUAAAAGUUGUACAUUUAUAUCCACGAA